AUGAUGUUCAAGACCACCGCCGUAGCCCUCCUCCUCGGAGCCGCCACCGCCACUCCCAUCUUCGGCCGCGCAGAGACCAGCACCACAAAGUCUGCUGCUCAGACCACCGCUACCAACAGCGUGUACGACUGGUCUGAGGGCUGGGCCAAGGACUAUCCCAUCCACCAGUCCUGCAACGCGACACUGCGUCGCCAGCUGGUCAAUGCUCUGGAUGAGACUGUUCAGCUAGCUCAGCACGCAAAGGAUCAUCUCCUCCGAUGGGGAAAUGAGUCUGAGUUUAAGCAGAAGUACUUUGGUAAUGGAUCUACUGCUACGCCUAUUGGUUGGUACGAUCGUGUUAUCAACGCCAACAAGGCGGGUAUGCUGUUCCGUUGCGAUGACCCUGACAAGAACUGCGCUACCCAGGAUAAAUGGGCUGGCCACUGGCGAGGUAGCAACGCCACCACCGAGACCGUCAUCUGCCCCCUCUCCUUCGAGAUCCGCCGCAGUCUCGACUCCGUCUGCGGUCUCGGAUACACCGUCGCCCAAUCCAAGCUCAACACCUUCUGGGCCACUGAUCUCCUCCACCGCGUCCUCCACGUCCCCACCAUCAGCGAGGGUAUCGUCGACCACUUCGCCGAGGACUACGCUGAAGCCGUGGAACUGGCCAAGACCGACCCUUCCAAGAGCGUCAUUGACAGUGAUGCCCUUCAGUACUUCGCCAUUGACGUUUACGCCUACGACAUUGCUGCUCCUGGUGUGGGAUGCACUGGUGAGGCUGAGGAGAAGGAGACUCCUACUAAGGCGGAGUCUGCUAAGCCUAGUGCUACUAAGGAGGCCCCUAAGGAGUGCCACACUCACAGUGACGGUGUCGUCCACUGCUCUUAA
This is a messenger RNA of Fusarium tjaetaba, 867 nucleotides long. RefSeq names its product major allergen Asp f 2. The transcript is spliced from 2 exons. The record is from RefSeq and is a predicted model, not a curated record. The coding region runs from base 1 to 867 and encodes 288 amino acids. Lineage: Eukaryota; Fungi; Ascomycota; Sordariomycetes; Hypocreales; Nectriaceae. Gene Ontology annotation, cellular component: cell surface; extracellular region; fungal-type cell wall. Gene Ontology annotation, molecular function: metallopeptidase activity; zinc ion binding; integrin binding.